Molecule: messenger RNA, 1675 nt
Organism: Eptesicus fuscus (big brown bat)
Lineage: Eukaryota; Metazoa; Chordata; Mammalia; Chiroptera; Vespertilionidae
Gene: SOSTDC1
Product: sclerostin domain containing 1
Exons: 2
Coding region: 48-668 (206 amino acids)
Biological process (GO): negative regulation of BMP signaling pathway; negative regulation of Wnt signaling pathway
Molecular function (GO): BMP binding
Source: RefSeq, a predicted model, not a curated record
GGAAAGGAAUUAACUAGCUCUCCAGCCAAGCAAAUCCUCUACUCACCAUGCUUCCUCCUGCCAUUCAUUUCUAUCUCAUUUCCCUUGCUUGCAUCCUAAUGAAAAGCUGUUUGGCUUUUAAAAAUGAUGCCACAGAAAUCCUUUAUUCACAUGUGGUUAAACCUGUUCCAGCACACCCCAGCAGCAACAGCACGAUGAAUCAAGCCAGAAAUGGAGGCAGGCAUUUCAGUAACACUGGACUGGAUCGGAACACUCGGGUUCAAGUGGGUUGCCGGGAACUGCGUUCCACCAAAUACAUCUCUGAUGGCCAGUGCACCAGCCUCAGCCCCCUGAAGGAGCUGGUGUGCGCUGGGGAGUGCCUGCCCCUGCCGCUGCUCCCCAACUGGAUCGGGGGAGGCUAUGGAACCAAGUACUGGAGCAGGAGAAGCUCCCAGGAGUGGAGGUGUGUCAACGACAAAACGCGCACCCAGAGGAUCCAGCUGCAGUGCCAAGAUGGCAGCACGCGCACCUACAAAAUCACCGUGGUCACCGCCUGCAAGUGUAAGCGGUACACUCGGCAGCACAACGAGUCCAGCCAUAACUUCGAGAGCAUGUCGCCUGCCGAGCCAGGCCAGCACCACAGAGAGCGGAAGAGAGCCAGCAGGCCCAGCAAGCACAGCAUGAGUUAGAACUCAGACUCUAAAACUGGACUGACUGGUAACCAUCUGCUUUACAGAUUUGAUUGCUUGGAAGACUCAAGUCUGCCAUUGCUAUUUUCUUACUUGAAAAUAUAUGAUUUCUGCUUUGAUCAAACCCAGCAUGCUGUCCUAAGUAUCAGGACCUUCUCUGGGAGUAGCUUUUCCUUUAUGCGUUUUUCAAGAUGUACACACAUCCAUGAGUGCAAUUUGUAUUUAAAUUCCAUGCAUCCUGUAGUUUUAAUUUCCCAUGAUUCUUGAAAGACCGGUGAUACUAUAUAUAUAUAUACACAGUGUACUAUAUGUUGAAUAAUCACUUUUUAAAAGAGAAAAGGGCUUCUUAGUUACCCUGCACUCCCCAACCCAUCCCCCUACCCAGCAAAUCCCUCCCAAACUGAAAAGUUAAAAAAAUUGUUGCCUUGAGUAUUUAUAAUAAUACUUCAGAAGGGUGCUUUUUCUUUUUCUUGGCAAUCUUCAUGGAACAGUUUAGCAGCCAUGAGUGAUCUUCCUUUGACAGAGUGAAAGACCUUGUGACAUUUCACUUCAAAAAUAAGCCCUGAAGCUUUUUACAGUCUCAUAGUAUGAAAUUAUACCCUGCAUGCUGACCCUCGCUUGGAAUGGAAUGCCAGAAAUGCAUGGCAGCAGCUAAUAAGUAAAGUUGAUUAACUAUUUAUUUGUCAAUGUUAUUAUUUAAUGAGCUUUUACAUGUGAUUUUUUUUUCAAAAUGUAAUUUUUUUAUGUUAUGAAGCUUUUUCAUGUACCUAAAUAUUUUCCUGUAUAAUUUGUGGUUGGUUUAGAAAGAUGUUGUAGAUAUGUAAAAUAAAUAUUUUAGUCUUCUUAUUACCUAUAUGUUGCAUCAUGAACUUUAUCAAUAGUAUGGAUCUUUUCAAAUCAAUAAGAUGCUUUGUAAAACUAAAAUAUGAAAUACUUUCUUGUUUAAUCUGUGCAAUCAGAAGGCAAUCUGACCUUCAAUUCCAUCAGUUUCUUUUAACAAAAAUAAA